Molecule: messenger RNA, 1017 nt
Organism: Fulvia fulva
Lineage: Eukaryota; Fungi; Ascomycota; Dothideomycetes; Mycosphaerellales; Mycosphaerellaceae
Exons: 1
Coding region: 1-1017 (338 amino acids)
Source: RefSeq, a predicted model, not a curated record
AUGGAGUACACACAGCGCCUCGCUUUCCGGCAGCUCCCCCACGAGCGGCCGAUUCCCGACUUAAUCCAGGCUGAGAGCAAUUCUCGUCGCUCACGCGUCCUGUUCCUCUACGAAAGGCCGCGAACAAGCCCAAGAGCAUGGCUGGAGAAGCUUCCUCUUGAGCUUCUAUUGAUGAAACUGGAGCACACCUCGACAGUCGACAUCGCAAAUAUGAUGGAGAUCAGCACAGCCCUUCGGUUCAUGAUCGUACCGCAGCUCACGUACCUUGGAGACCGGAUAGCGAGCUUCCACCUUGAGAGGAUCAGAGCGGUUGCCUCUACGCUGGACUUGACGGGCCUGGAUAUCUUCGCCGCUGUUCAGCAUUACGCGAGUUGGCGCGGUGAAUCCAAUCAUGGCAGUAACUUCUACCCCUUGAGAUCGCAGUGGCGGGAAGGGUUUCGCAGGGGUUACAUGCAUGUCUUGUCGGGCUCGAACCCCGAAUGGACGCCAGACAAGCAUGAGACGAUGCUAAUGGACGAGCUCCUCACGUGCCUACAGACAAUAUACCACCUGCGCCAUAGGUCUUUGGCGAGUCGGAACCAAUCCAACGGCGGGAGUCGGCGGCUCAAGCGAUUAGCCAGGAGUUGCGUUCUCCGGGGACCAGCUGAUUGCCCUUCAGCAUGGCGAGAUCAUGCUUUCGAGACGAUGGAAAAUCUAUACCUUUUUGGCGAGGAAGAUAUACUGAAGGUGCUGGAUCAAGCAGAGAAGGUCAACAUAUUGGACGUUGUGUGCGGACAAGGCGUGAAGAGAAUGCCUAGAGGAGACUGGGAGGCACGAUCCAAGGAUUCCCAUGGCGGAGAGUGCUUACGAACUUUCGGAGACAGCUUACCAAUGCUUCACGGAGACCUCAGAUACUUCUCCCGCAGUGGGGUGGAUGGCCAGUUGCGAAAUAUCAUAUCAAGUGGUCCGCAGGCUGAGCAGAAUCCUCUACUUCGGGCGGCUAUACUGGAAGAUCUCGAUAUCUGCAUCCUCGUUUGA